GCCGCUCCUCUUCCGGCAGCGAUGGCGGCGGCGGCGCUGCCGGGGCUGGGGGCACUGGGUCCCGGCGAGGCCGCGGCGGCCGCUCAGGCGCUGGCGCUGCCCGCGGAGGCCUUCGGCAACGACCCCCGCGUGGAGCUGGCCUGGGCGCACAGGGCGCUGCAGCACGCCCGGGUCUACUUCAACCUCAUCUCCUCCGUGGACCCCAAGUUCCUGAGGCUGACCCCGCUGGACGAGCGCAUCUACGCCGAGUUCCGCGGAACCUUCCGGGAGCUGCGCCUCGAGCGCCUGGACCCCGAGGAGCUCAAAUCGGAGGCGGCCAAGGAGAAGUGGCGCCCGUUCUGCCUCAGCUUCGAGGGCGUGGUGGAGGAUUUCAACUUCGGGACGCUGCUGCGCCUGGACGCGCGCGGCGCCUACACCGAGGACAACACCAUCCUCGCCACCAGGAUCCAGUUCCUGGCCAUCGAGAUCGCGCGGAACAGGGAGGGCUGCAACGAGGAGAUCCACAGGAGAGGCGGGAAGGAGGGAACGGCGCCGGGGGGAGCGGGAUGAGGGGGGCGAGGGGGGCAGGAGCCUGAAACCCUACAGGAGAUUCCAUGAAUCCUACAAGAGAUUCCAUAAAUCCCACAGGAGAUUCAAUAAAUGAUAAGGGAAUUUUCAUAAAUCCUGCAAGAGAUUCAAUAAAUCCUGCAAGAGAUUCAAUAAAUCCUAAAAGGUCUUCAAAAAUCCUACAAGAGAUUCCAUAAAUCCUACAAGAGAUUCAAUAAAUCCUACAAGAGAUUCCAUAAAUCCUACAGGAGAUUCAAUAAAUUAUAAGGGAAUUUUCAUAAAUCCUGCAAGAGAUUCAAUAAAUCCUAAAAGAUCUUCAAAAAUCCUACAAGAGAUUCAAUAAAUCCUGAAAGGUCUUCAAUAAAUCCUACAAGAGAUUCAAUAAAUCCUACAAGAGAUUCCAUAAAUCCUACAAGAGAUUCAAUAAAUCCUACAAGAGAUUCCAUAAAUCCUACAAGAGAUUCAAUAAAUGAUAAGGGAAUUUUCAUAAAUCCUACAAGAGAUUCAAUAAAUCCUACAAGAGAUUCCAUAAAUCCUACAAGAGAUUCCAUAAAUCCUACAGGAGAUUCCAUAAAUCCCACAAGAGAUUCCACAAAUCCCACAAGAGAUUCAAUAAAUGAUAAGGGAAUUUUCAUAAAUCCUGCAAGAGAUUCAAUAAAUCAUAAAAGAUCUUCAAAAAUCCUACAAGAGAUUCCAUAAAUCCCACAAGAGAUUCCGUAAAUCCUGCAAGAGAUUCAAUAAAUCCUAAAAGAGAUUCAAUAAAUCCUAAAAGAUCUUCAAAAAUCCUACAAGAGAUUCAAUAAAUCCUACAAGAGAUUCAAUAAAUCCUACAAGAGAUUCAAUAAAUCCUACAAGAGAUUCCAUAAAUCCUACAAGAGAUUCAAUAAAUGAUAAGGGAAUUUUCAUAAAUCCUACAAGAGAUUGAAUAAAUCAUAAAAGGUCUUCAAAAAUCCUACAAGAGAUUCCAUAAAUCCCACAAGAGAUUCCGUAAAUCCUGCAAGAGAUUCAAUAAAUCCUGCGAGAGAUUCCAUAAAUCCCACAAGAGAUUCAAUAAAUGAUAAGGGAAUUUUCAUAAAUCCUACAAGAGAUUGAAUAAAUCCUACAAAAGAUUCCAUAAAUCCCACAAGAGAUUUAAUAAAUCCUAAAAGAUCUUCAAAAAUCCUACAAGAGAUUCAAAAAUCCUACAAGAGAUUCAAAAAUCCUACAAGAGAUUCAAAAAUCCUACAAGAGAUUCAAUAAAUCCUGCGAGAGAUUCCAUAAAUCCUACAAGAGAUUCCAUAAAUCCCACAAGAGAUUCAAUAAAUGAUAAGGGAAUUUUCAUAAAUCCUGAAAGAACUUCAAUAAAUCCUAAAAGAGAUUCAAUAAAUCCUACAAGAGAUUCCAUAAAUCCUACAGGAGAUUCCAUAAAUCCCGCAAGAGAUUCAAUAAAUGAUAAGGGAAUUUUCAUAAAUCCUACAAGAGAUUCAAUAAAUCCUACAAGAGAUUCCAUAAAUCCUAAAAAGAUCUUCAAAAAUCCUAAAAGGUCUUCAAUAAUCCUACAAGAGGUUCAAUAAAUCCUACAAGAGACUCCAUAAAUUAUAAAGGAAUUUUCAUAAAUCCUAAAAGAUCUUCAAUAAAUCCUAAAAGAGAUUCAAUAAAUCCUAAAAGAUCUUCAAAAAUCCUACAAGGGAUUCAUUAAAUGAUAAGGGAAUUUUCAUAAAUCCUAAAAGAUCUUCAAUAAAUCCUAAAAGAUCUUCAAAAAUCCCACAAGAGAUUCAAUAAAUCCUAAAAGAUCUUCAAUAAAUCCUACAAUUACUUCAAUAAAUCCUAAAAGAUCUUCAAAAAUCCUAAAAGGUCUUCAAUAAAUCCUACAAGAGAUUUAAUAAAUGAUAAGGGAAUUUUCAUAAAUCCUAAAAGAUCUUCAAAAAUCCUACAAGAGAUUCAAUAAAUCCUACAAGAGAUUCCAUAAAUCCUAAAAGAUCUUCAAUAAAUCCUAAAAGAGAUUCAACAAAUCCUAAAAGAGAUUCAAUAAAUCCUAAAAGAUCUUCAAAAAUCCUACAA
Messenger RNA from Vidua chalybeata, 2586 nucleotides. It is a transcript of the gene PBDC1, whose product is annotated as polysaccharide biosynthesis domain containing 1. The record is from RefSeq and is a predicted model, not a curated record. The transcript has 9 exons. Gene Ontology annotation, cellular component: cytoplasm. Bases 22 to 549 code for a protein of 175 amino acids. NCBI's taxonomy places the organism in Eukaryota, Metazoa, Chordata, Aves, Passeriformes, Viduidae.